Acanthoscelides obtectus is the source of this 9083-nucleotide messenger RNA. NCBI's taxonomy places the organism in Eukaryota, Metazoa, Arthropoda, Insecta, Coleoptera, Chrysomelidae. The record is from the annotation of a GenBank genome assembly.
GCAUCAUCAUGCCUCGCCCAGCUAUUGACAUUGUCAUUACAACUAACCCCAAAAUUCUAAAAUGUAACUUUCCCGGCACCUUGAGAUGGUUGCGGACCAUGGUCCCUUCAAAUACAUCGCUGAGAAGAUCCGUAAAGAUGAACAAGACCCACCAAAGCCAAACAGCAUCUAUCUAGAGUCGUACUUACGGCAACAUGACGAAGACACGCCUAGACUCUACCUGCGCAAAAUCCAUGGUCAAGGAAGCCUCAAUGAAAUUAAAGAAGGGGGUAAGAUUCCCUAUUUCAAGCCGGUAGAGGAUACAGAUGGAAUAUAUACAUAUGAGUCUGAAGGUGACGAGACAGAAGUAGAGAAAGAUGAAGACGACUUUGAAAUACGGUCAUUUGUAGACCCCGAAGAUCUAGAAGCAAUCCGCAAAUACCGAGACACCAGUUUCAUCAUUGUAGAUCCACAGGUCGAUCCAAGAGUUGUUCAGCUUGUUUCUUGCGGCAGACGCAGGAGAAAUAAAAGAAUUCAAGCAGAUAUCCAAGGCAUAGAUGUUAUAUAUACUGUAAAAGAACCUCAGUCUCAGAUAGUACGUCAAUCAGACGUUUUGCUUCAGUCUGAGGUAGCGCCUCUGUUGAAGGCUGCGUCUCGCUCUGAAGUGAUUCCUCACUCUGAUACGCCACCUCAAUCUGAAGCAGUUCCUGAGUUUGGGAUAGUCCCUCCUGAGGUAGUUGACGAGUCCUUGGAUGAUAUAGUAAAGCAAAAACAUAGGGAGGAAGCUAAUCUUCGAAGAAAACUGAAGGUUGACGCUUGGGCUGGGAAAGGAAUUAAACGAAUAUGUCUUUGUGAUAUAAAGAAAAGCAAAACUGUGAAAGGUACAUGUGGAAAUAAAUCCCUAAAAAUCAAGCUUUCUGUAAAUCGUAAAACAAGCGAUGCAGUUGAAGCAAAACAAAAGAAAAAGAACUGUUUGUGCAACUUGACCAAGAAAAUAAUACAAACAUCAGCUGAAUUGAACGUUGAAAACGGCGACGGCUUAGCUCAAACCUUAGUGGGAAUUUUGGGUACAUUAGAUUCAAGUGACAACCAGAUUUUCAACUGGGAACCCAAUGUUAUAAUAUCCUCUACUAAAGUAGUUGAUCCAAACGCUAAAGAGGCUAAUAAUGUUGUAGAGCACAAAAUAUGCAUAUGUAGAAAACGUAAAAGGAACAUGUUGGUCAAAGUCAUGAAAAAAAUAUAUGCGUCGUCAGCAGACACUCAAACAGAAGUAGUUGAAAGUAAAGACCAAUAUCAAAAUGAGUUAGAGGUAUAUGAAAGUGAGAGAGAUAAAGAAGAGAAUAAAAUUGGAGUUGCAGGGUUCAGAGAUAAAACCAAUAAAGAUGUUGGUUAUUUGGAUAACACAGAUGCACUACAUAGAGGACGGAACCAAAAAGAAGUGAAGCCCGCUGAUGAAAUACCUAAGUCUUUAGAACAUAGGAUACAAGACGCUUUGCAGGAAAUGCAAACAGAAGGCGUUAAAGUAGACACUGGUUAUAAAAUUGGGACCAAAGAGUCAUGUAAUAGAAACAAGCAAGUAUGUAUAUGCAACAAGAAGAUAAAAAACGUGGCAAUUGAAAUUACGAAGUCCACAACAGCGAGAUGGACAGUUGGAACUGGAGUAAAAGAAGAAGGAGAACUUGACAGGUCCUACGUAGAAAUAAAACUUCUAGGAAUUGAAUACCAAGGAAAAUCCCAGAGAGGUUCAAUAAUAUCAAAACGGAAGAAAAGGGUAUGCCUGAGUAAAAAGCGGUUGAAGAACGUAGCUAUAAGAAUUACUAAAACGUCAGAUCCUUCUACUCUGAAAAUACUUCAGGUCUUUGCAGGACCAAGGUCGACCGACAUGAAAGGAUUGAAGUACAAAUUCGGAAAAGAAAAAAAAAAGAGAACCUGUUUCUGUGACUUACCAUUAGAUAGCAUUGAUGAAGAGAUCAUUACGCCGUUAGAAAGAAUUGAUGGUAAUAUAGGGCAAUCAGAAACAAACAUCAAAGAAACAAAAGUUAAUAAGACCUUGGAAGUACAACCAAAAUCAUCAGAGGGAUCUGACGUGGUUAGAGAGGAUUAUCAACGAAAGAGCUUAGAAACAGAAACCAGUAAAGGUACCUUACAAGAGGUGGUCAUGAUACCUGAUAAUGGAAGUCAGAAAUCACCAAAAAAUAGUUUGAAUACCGAGGGGGUCGCUGAAGAUACGCAGAAUACAUCUACAUCAAGUGAAGGAUCCUCCAAGGGAGGAUUCCACCCAGUUAUCUCAUCCAGAGAAAGGACUACGCCUGAUUUGAUAGACAUAAUUGUAACAACUAAAGGACCCUUUGGAUCACAAGAGGUAUUUCAGGCAAGUGACUUAGGUACCAAGGGCACGAAAAAUAGUUUACAAGAGAUACUUAAGCCGUCAGGUGGACCUCAGGCAAAUAAUUUGACGACAGGGAUCGAAGAUGGUACGAAAGAUGAGAGGGAAUCUGAGAGAACAGAAGAAGAAUCAGCGGUCAAUGAAAAGUCUCCCAGUAGCAGAACAGUUGAAAUAUAUUACGGAGAUAGGAAGAUGGACAAGACACAACCAACGAAUCAAAAAAGUUGUCUGUCCAAAGGACACAAAGCUAGGAAUAAACUUAUAUCAGCUGAUAACUUGGGUAGGAUACAACAUGAGAAGGUCCUUCAUGAAUUGAAGCUAGGAAGCGGAUCUGAGGUUAAAGAUGUAAGUUCUGUAGGGAUAUCAAAGCAAAAGAAGACGGUUUGUUUUUGUGAUGAGGCUAUGGAGAGUGAAUUAUUAGAAAAGACAGUUGAACUGCCUAGUAAUGUAGGCGGUGUGAAUAUAAAUGACGUAACACCUAAUAUUUUGAAUAGUCAAAAUGAGGAUGAGGACAGUAAAAAGAAACGUGUCAGGCCAAGGAACAGCCGACGGAAGUGGAAAAAUAAGCGCGAUGCUGAAGGUAUAAUUUUAUUUCUGGUUGACAAUGAAUUUUAAAGUGAAUUUUCAGAAAAUGGAGAGAAUGAGGUAGCGAUAAGAGAAAAGUACGUUGCCGAGUUUAGUUAUGAAGAAUACCAGGAGAUCCAAGGGUUUGUAGAUGAGAUCUUAGAAGGGAUAUUGGUAAGGCUUCAGCAAAGGCAUACAACGGAGGAAAAUAAGAACUUAGUGAUGCUAACCCACAAAAACUGCAACCAAUUAUCAAGUAAUGCCAAAGGGCAUGCAAGUAUACGAGUAGAUGAUAAAAAAGUGAAACAGAAAAAGAAAACAUGUAGAUGCGACUGUAGUUGUCCAGAAACUGCAUUUUGCAAUAGACCGUCACUGAUUGGCUUGUUAGGUUCAGAUGAACUAUUGUCAGCCUGUAUUGAAAAAGAAUGUGAUAUGCCUGAUGCAAAAAAGUGUCGUAAGGAUACAGAAUGUAGAGAUCUCAAUAGCAGUGAACUGAUGCCAAUUAGAGAAGAGUCUAAAAAAGGUGCAAUUAAUGCAAAUCCUAACAAAACUAUAGGUGGAGAUAUUGAUAUUAAAACAUAUGACCGUAGUAGAAGUAAUAGAAGAGAAUCUGGAAGAAACGAAACAAGUACGAUUAUUGGUGGUUGUUACAAAAGUACGAUUUGUAAUAGAGUUGGGUCCAUAGUAUUAUUUGAUUCAAAUAAGCACCUGACGCAACGUACUCCAGAAAAAACUGGUAUAAAUACAUUCAGUGAAGGAAAAUGCCAGGAUACUCAAACUCAAGAAAGUUCGUCAGAUCCACUUUGUAGUAAAUUGCCAUUACUUAGUUUGCUAGAUUCGGGUGUCAGAGUUGUGUCAAACGAAGGGAAUUGGAGUGACGUUAUAAAUGAAGUCAGUGAGCGUAUGUUAGGUGACCGAUCUGACAAGAGCGUACUACAGGAUUGUAUAUAUGAGGAGGUGAACAGCAAUACCGUCACAAAGGUCCAAAGUACAGGAGUAUCUACUUCUUGGAAUGAACCACUGACAAUCCUGUUUAGUCUACAAUGCCUUCAUUUGGUAGCCAAUAAAGAAAAAAUGAGAAAGCCGACAGGUGACGGAAAAAUCAGCUAUAUUACAGAGGAUUCCAAAACAGAUGAUUUGAGUCGAAGAAAAAUGAGUCAGGAAAGACAGACCAAUAAUUCCGUCCUUGGACCAGAGGAGUACAAACAAAAUAGUGACAUAUCUCGAGGAGCGUCAAGUCAAGAUCAGAAAACUCAAUCUGCUACUAAGCAUGCAAUUAGAGGCAUUUUGAAGAAUAGUACAUCAACACAAAAAAGAAAAGAAGAAAAUACUCGAAAUGAAGAGAUUUUCCCCAAUGAUUCAUCAUUGGUCCGCUCCCCUGAUCCAUGUGAAUAUUCGCCACAGAAUGCUGAAUCGACGGAUGAUGCCGUUCAGAAAAAGGUUAUAGAAGACCAAGCCGGUGAAGGUACAUCUGCAGAAGAAAAAUCCAGAAAGUCAAAACAUAAAAGGUCAGCUUUUGAAAUCACAGGUGAUGAAAACAAAUCAGUAGGGCCUUUCAGAAGUAGUAAGAGCCGUGGCAAAGACCAGGUUCGAAAAAAGGCGGCAGUAGUCAUAUGUCAUGAUCCAGAUAAUCAUCUGGCAACAUGUAAUGACAAAACGAAAACAGUCAGGGAGGUUGGAUGUAGCAAAAAUAUAGAUACCAAAUUGUCAGAACAACAUACACAAACAACAAGUGAUCAAAUAACUUACCAACAAACUAAAAUAUGCGAAAGCAGACUUGAAGACAAAAAUAUAUCCUACAAGUCAGUGACACGAGACUCAAGAAAAAGAAUGAUCCAGAGAGAGAUUGAAACACGUUAUAAGAAAAUACGAACACUGACUGCUGAAUUAGGUAGUAAAACUACUAAUGCCACUAAGCUGAAGUCUGUUAUUGAUCCUCAUAACGCAAGUGUUUUGUACGACGAAAGGGCAGAGGAGACAGAAAAGCCGAUAAAAAAUGCUGAAAACCAUUCAAACAAAUGUUCUAGAAGUAAUGCUACAAUUUGCAAAAGGACAUCUAUAAUAGAUUCUGAUAUCGAUUUGAUCCCAAGUACCAAGAGAAUCAAGAAAUCGAGGAACUUGGGUGCUGGAACACUGAACCAAAGGACACGAACGUCAAAAAUAAAAUUAGCAAAUCAGUCUAGUGAAGAAAUAAGAAGUAAUCUAUUAUCUGUUGAUGAUGGAGAUUGGAAGACCCUCAACGACUCUUCGUCACUAGCCCCUCGUGUUUCAAAGAAUCAGAUAGUUGCCAGUAUAGCGAAGGUAAAUGUGACACCUGACACCAAAAUAAAAAAUUCAGCUGAAGAAACGUCAGAUCAAAGCAGAAACACCAGAAAGACAAAUCUAGAAGUGAUGAAAUUCAAGACAGCCAGUCGCAUUAUUAAUACUUCAUCAUGGUCAGACAUAGAUGAUUCAGAACACUUAACACUAACUGAAGAAUCAUUUGGAAUCGCUGCCACUCAGCCUAAAUCUAAAGGUACGGAACAAAGGAAUUCUACUUCAAGAAGUACUGGUAGUUGUAUUGAAGCUACAAUUUGUAAAAGGACAUCCCAGAUAAUCUUAUUAUACACAGAUGAACCAUUGAAUUCAAGUACAACGCGAAUCAAGAUGUAUAAUGCCCCAUAUUCAGGAGCGGACACAGAAGAAGCAAGAAGCUUGAGUGUUAAGAUAUCAGACCAAGGUACGCUAGCAACGCCGCCAGAAGGCCAUGCUACGCAUAGGUUGCCUAUAAAAAAUAAGCAAAUGUCAGAUCAGCCGGAGAGGUUAUACAGAAGAAACCAUAGAUCUGGAGAAAGAAAUACGUCCCACUUCACAAAAAUUUCACAAGAUACACAAAAAGUAAAUGCAAAUCUUGUAGCAAAUGCGAACACAGAGUCCACCAAGCGUCGCAGAUCCGACCAAACAAGGAAAGUACGGAUACCUGGUAUCAUCACCUUGUCGUUAACCAAGGUGAUUGACCCUGGUAAACUUGUAGCAAAAAUUAAUCCAGGUAGUCGGAAAUUUGAUACCACUCAGCAAAAAACUAUGAUAAAACAUACCAUAUCUAUUGAAGGAUCUUCUGGUACAACUACAAGAAAGACAAGUAAAUUAUUGAGGGAGGGCAAAAGUAAAAUUAAGAAGUUUCAUAGAAAUACCGACAGUAGUAAUGAAGGCACCGUUCCUAAAACAACUGAUGUAAUAGCCUUAGUUGAACCAAAAAGUGCUCAUGGAGAUAUCAAUUCUGAUAACAGGUUAUCCAGUAGAACAGGGAAACUUACUCAAACGAGUUCAAUUUCAGAUGAGUCAAUGACGGAUGGCAAUAGGAAAUCAAAAAAGCUUAAUAAAAGUAGCAGUUGCUGCACCGAAGACGCAGUUUUGGAAAAAAGGUCAAUAAUGACCACACUUGACCCAGAGAGUCAUUUCGGAUCUACUUCGAAACGCAUGAAAAAGAUUCACAGAUCUGCUGGUAGUGAGUCUAUCAUAAAAGAAUAUAGACACUUUGGAAGGAAACAUCCUGAUCAAGAGAUACCAACGGAAAACACCAGCCAAAUGCAAUCAAAUCCGAAAACAGCAAGUAGCAAAAGGAAACAGAAAAUCAACUCGAACUGUGUAGAACGAAAGGAGGAUUCAAGUCAUGGUACAGAAAAGUCAUCUGAAACUUGUGAUGCCACGGUUGCGAAGCCUUUCUUAGGACAAAUCAAAGAAAGUAUAGUAUCACCAGAUCAGAACACACAGACUAAACGAACAAACUUUGUGUCGAUGCUACUGGCUACUGUCUUCAGGAAUGGCAAAGUAUUAGAACAAAGACUAAGUUCACUAAAACCAGCGAAGAAUUUGUUACUUCGUACUGAACAGGUCAGUACGAGGUUGGAAACUAUAUAUGUCAACGGAGAUAUGGUAGAAGAUGAGGCAUUUGUAGAUUACAACAAAACUAAACAGAAAAGGUGCCAUAACAAAAGAACCAAUAUAUGCUUGACACAUGAUGAAAAAAGAUUGAAUCAUUUUCGUAGAAGUAAUAAAAGAAUCUGACCGGCGACAGUAUUUGCAAAAGAGCAUCAGUAUCUAGUACUUCUAUUUAGGCCAGAUAAGUAUUUUUCAUCCAGUACGAGGCUACUCUUGGAGGUUGGUACUAGAGGAAUAAGGUCUAUGACAAAGAAGUCAAGUACAUAGGUAACUAAUGAUGAAAUAUCUGGUGGCACCUUAUGCAGCAUUGAAGAAGCAAAGAAUACUUGUGAUAAAGCAACAGCGAUGAGGCUCAUGUGUAUAGCCAAAAGAAUUCUAGAUCAGGAAAUAGAAAUAAUCAACAAGUGUGUUGUUUCUACACAACCCAGCACAAACUUUAUGAAUAGAUUUGACCAAAAUAGGAGGGAGCAUUUAAUUUACAGAAAAAAAAUGACAAUAAUAAGACCCCGUUUUAAAGUAAUCAGAAACCGCAUUUUUUUUUUUGAAGGAAUGUCAUAUCAAUACACGAACAUUAAAUCAAAAGAUCCCUUAACGCAGCAUAGAUCUCGCAGACAGGUCUGACCAAAGUAGACAAUACCAAAAGGUUACAAAAGCUCCUAGUAUCAUAGUGACACAACCUAUUAAAACAAAAUUAAAGGGCAAUACGACUAAUGUUACUUCAGAUCAGGAAACAGAAUGUCUUGAAAGUAGCUUUAUGAAAAGGCAUCUAAAAGAAGCCAUUGUGAAAUACCAAACGGAAAUUGAAGAGAAGAUAAUGGUUUGUCACAUUCAGAUGAAAAUACAAUUUCAAGCACUGAGCAAACAAAGGUAGCAAUAAACAUCCGGCAAGAUCUUCAAGCUAAGCUAGAAAAUCAAAAAUGAGAGACUAGUAAUAGGAACAAACGAAGAUAUCACAAAUGUCAAAAUAAGUAAAAUCUGUGGCGACAAGCCAUCUGUAAAAACUUUGUGUCGUCCAAAAAUGUGUUUGAAACAUAGCAAACAGCAAGUAAAGAAAAUAAAUGCCCAGUAGCAAAAAGAAUCUUCUACCACAGAAGAAAGUAGAAGGAACAACUUGAGUAGAGGGUCACGCAGACUAUAGAGACGAAACUUGUUUGCCAAAACAUGUCAAAUUAUAAAAUGUUUAAAAAAAAGAAGGGUCGACCAUCGCUUAUUACUACGCUCGGCUCAGGUGAUUAUUUCAUUCGAAGCACUUUCCAAUUGGUGAAGUACUAGUUGAAGAGCAGUUAAAGACUAUUUUAGAACAUUCCAAUGAAGAUAUCGUUGACGAAGAUGCAUUGAGUACAGGAAGAGAAAUGAAACAAGGUGAAUCUUUAGAAGGAAAGGCAAUCAGAGAAGUUAUGGAUGAUAGUAAGCAGCUAAAACUAUCAUCCAAUAGUUGCUAUCGUCUUAAAGAGAUUAUCAUGGAGCAUCUGUUGUCGAAAGGUCCAACCAAGCGUAGGACCAGUCAGAUUAUUUUACCCGAAAAGGCAUUGAAUCAUGAUGAGAAGACAAAGUUGAAUCGACGAUAAGAUUAAUUCAAAUUAUUUCGGCAACUUAUACAACCAACAGCUGCCACCCUGAUAAGGUAGUUAGCUAUCAUGACUUAAUCAUUUGAAGUGGGUAGUCGUUUGAUGCUUACUAGAUAUCAAAUGAAGGCCGCCUGUGGCACUAGCAGCAUACCAAGUUGACAGAACUGCUGAAAAUGCUGCUGACGAUAAAAGAAAUAGUCAACGUUACUGAAAUACCAUAUAGCGUUGGAGUUGAUACAGGAGAUGAAAGUCUAGUUACGGAGAUUGAAGGCGUUUGAACGGAUUCUGAGAUAAGCGAUGUGAAGACAGAAAACGAUAAGUCCAAUGAGAACAUCAUUGAAGGAAUGACAUCAUACAAAAAUGUCGAAUAGUCGACCAAAUGCCUAAUGUUGGGUAACUCAAACAGUACAUUACUGUUAAAACAGUUGAACCGAAGGUGCUAAGUAACGCCUUACAUUCAAAUAGAGGGCACAUAUAAGUUCAUACGCGACCUUAGGCAUAUCCUGGACUUUGGAGGGAUUUGCAAUGUUAUCUCAAUUUUACGAAGGCGAUUAAAAAGGUGUUCUUCAGUCACCGGAAGUUGGAAAGGAAACGUAUACUUGAAGUGUCAGGCCACUAACAAAUACGCAAUUGUUUGUAUUUUGUAAUAAAGCUAUCAAGAUAUA